Molecule: messenger RNA, 1032 nt
Organism: Aphanomyces invadans
Lineage: Eukaryota; Oomycota; Saprolegniomycetes; Saprolegniales; Verrucalvaceae
Exons: 2
Coding region: 121-972 (283 amino acids)
Biological process (GO): carbohydrate metabolic process
Cellular component (GO): membrane
Molecular function (GO): hydrolase activity, acting on carbon-nitrogen (but not peptide) bonds
Source: RefSeq, a predicted model, not a curated record
UGAAAAUUUGAAUUUAAAUACUCCCUGCCCUGCCUUGUGAAUGUAUUUUAUGUCGGUUUUUCUUGUUACAAAUUCCCACUCUUUUCAGUGCAUUCGCCAAAUCGAGUCAUUGAUAGCACGAUGACUGGAGUCAAUCUGACUGCGACGACAUCGCCGGCUGCGGUGGGGUUCUUUGAAGCGGUGUCGCCGUACAUUCUGUGGAUCGAGCUCGGGUUUGCCGUGUUCCUCGUGCUCCUUCUCCAUGCGGUUUACACGCAACCAGCUUGGCUUGCUCAAGUCCUUCGGACACGGUUUCCGUUUGCGAUAUGGUGUGCGAACACCACGCUUCCCAUCGCGGCGCUUACGAUCGAUGACGCACCAAGUGAUUCGACGGAAGCGAUCCUUGACGUCCUCAAGGCGCACAAUGUCAAGGCAACGUUCUUCAUCAUUCAUGGGAAUGUUGCCGGUCGAGAACACAUUCUCAAGCGCAUCGUCGCGGAAGGGCACGUGUUGGGCAAUCACUUUGUCCGCGAUGAAGCAAGCAUCAAGGAUUCUCUACCUGUCUUCGAAAAGAAACUCCUGCAGUGCAACGAAACGCUGUUGCAAUACCAGAGCCGUGUCCGGUAUGCCCGUCCUGGCUCGGGGUGGUUCAACAAAGGCAUGGAAGGCGUCGCAGAAAAGCACGGUUAUCGCUUCGUCAUGGGCAGCGUCUAUCCUCACGACGCGCAAAUCAAGAUUGCCAAGGUCAACGAGUGGCAUUUGCGAGCGCUGACUCGGUGCGGCAGUCUCUUGAUCGUACAUGACCGACCAUGGUCUGUCGCGGUGUUGCAAGGGGCCCUUGAGCACUUGACCAAGAAGUUUAAGUUUGUGUCCUUGGAGGAACUUGAGGAAAUCGACGCCGCAAACGACGCCGACAACGUUGCUUUGGCCAAGAAAUUUGACCAUGAAGUUCCUCCAGCGGAAGCGGAACUCCAAACUCUUCUCGAAAAGUAAAUCGCAUCUUGCUUCCCUCGAGCUAUCACAAAUCCACAUACUAGUUUGCUUUCUUUGUUG